Messenger RNA from Ostrinia nubilalis (European corn borer), 447 nucleotides. RefSeq lists its product as uncharacterized. The coding region runs from base 1 to 447 and encodes 148 amino acids. The record is from RefSeq and is a predicted model, not a curated record. The transcript has a single exon. Lineage: Eukaryota; Metazoa; Arthropoda; Insecta; Lepidoptera; Crambidae.
AUGGCUCAAAGGUUCUUGUUGGCGAACGUCAAUCACUGUGCCAGAGCUCAGGAUCUACUACACCAGAGCAUGGCACAGUGGAUGACACACGUAUGUGUGGUGACAGAGCCUUAUUACGUGCACGAGAGGGAUGAUUGGGCUGGCGACCUGGAGGACAAAGUCGCAGUGAUCACCAACCCAGCAGCGGACUCCUUACCCUUCAGUAAGAUCCGGAGGGGCCGGGGAUGCGUCGCCGCUCUGGUAGGCGACAUUGUGAUAGUGGGGGGUUACUUCUCUCCGAAUCGCUCUGUCUCCGAAUUCGAGACGUUCCUAGCAGAGGCCGGUACUCUGCUGACUGGGUGGGGUCGUCCCCACGAAGUGUUGGUGGCCGGAGAACUCAACUCGAAAUCGCAAUCGUGGGGCUCCCGUGUGAAUUAUGUAAGUAUGACAUUAGCAUCACCGGUCUAA